Messenger RNA from Exserohilum turcica Et28A, 3094 nucleotides. RefSeq lists its product as uncharacterized. NCBI's taxonomy places the organism in Eukaryota, Fungi, Ascomycota, Dothideomycetes, Pleosporales, Pleosporaceae. The record is from RefSeq and is a predicted model, not a curated record. The transcript has 3 exons. Bases 71 to 2710 code for a protein of 879 amino acids.
UCAGCAAUGCUCCUGUACACCUGGUCAUCACCACCCUAACCCCUCAAGGCUUUACAUUCUACUUCAAACAAUGUCAACGGAACAAGCUUCUACCAAUGUCCGCUCACUCAGGGAACGCAUCGCAGUUAUCCGCCAAAACAGCAUCACCCUAAAAAAGAGGGUAGCAGGCACUGUGGGGCGAGGAGGCUUGGGUUGGAAAGGCGAAUCAGCACGACAAGAGCUCGCCGCAUCACUCCGCACACACUUUGCGCAAACCAGUGGAGACGGCAAGAGUGAGAGUUUGUACUUGCAUGAUAUCAGGAGCCAAGAGUGCUUUGAUAGUGGUACGGAAAUCAGAAAAGGCGAACGCAGGCACCGAGGCCGGAAUAAGGGCUGUAGGAGAAGCGACAGUAUCGAGCCUUUGAACGAUGCGGUAGCGCAAGAGGAGGAGAAGACGAGCUAUGCAGGGUGGCACAGUUUAAACAAUGGGCUGAUGCGGAAGAAGAAGCUGGACGAGUUGCAAGGCAUGUACUCGAGUGGAAGACGUUUUGCUAGUACCAAGGGAACAGCAUUGCAAGACGUCUUCAGUUUCGCCGCCGGUGAUGCGCUCGACGAAAACGGCAUGACGUUUUCGUCACACCACGACCACCACUACUACCACUACUAUUAUUAUUAUUGCCGCAUCCCCGACCACGCUUUUCCCUUGACGCCUGCUGCUGCUCCCCGCAGUAAGCCCGGAGAACUCUAUCGCAACUGUAGUUAUGCUGAAAAUCGAUACUCGUCCGGCCCGUACCCCUCCUCUUCCUCUGCCUCCUCCUCCCCCCCACCAACCUCCCACCCCCAACCCCCUGCGCCGCCAUCACGCGCGCCCUCGUCGCACAGCCUUAUUGCACCCUCUGCCGCGCCUCCAAAAUUCUCCGUGUGGCCCUCUACCCGCGCAAUCUCGCCCAUAGAGCCCUCUGUCGCGAAUCACCAUCGCUUGUCGCCUGUACCCAUUUCUUAUUCUUGCGCUACUGCCACUACCUUUUCUUCUUGUACCGUACCGUCCCGAGGCCCAAGCCGAAGCGCAAGGCGGGAUCUACAGUAUUCUCCAUCCACGCCAGCGGGAAAGGGGCAAAAGAGAUGGAAUGAUGAUGGGGGUGCCGAACACGAUGAUGAUUAUGAUGAUGUAGAGUUGCCGCCUACCCACCCUUUGUACGGCCUUGACACACAGCAACGGCGAAGCUACUGGGACGAACUGCCUUCGUAUCGCUCCGACGCAUCAAGGCUGGCCUUGACAAACUCGCGCUCCACGGCGCACAAAGAUUCCACGCUCAGGGGUAGUACGGAUUCUUGGUCGCAGGUCCAGUUCCAACUACUCGGCCCGGCAGCACAGUCGUACCGGGAAAUCCUUGUGGCAGACAUUGAGCGCACUUUUCUGCAAGUCCUAGGUCCCGAGGCGAGGAAAUUAGUGCGAGAUAUGAUGAGUCCAAUGUCAGAGUCGACGAUUAGAUCGGUGGGUAUAAUAAGGGGCGAGGAGGACCUGAGUGCGGCAGUACCCGUAGAAGCCGAUCACGAAGCGAAGAACAAAAAGACAAGCGGCGCCGGCAAGCUCUGUCAAUCACUUACCUGCCGAACUGGAGCUACCAGCCCUGAUGGACCUGCGAGAUCUGUCGACCCGGAAAUGCAGUCGGCCGAUGUAGCUGCUGUGCCCAAGAAAUUCGGUAUGGCGUACUUGACCAGGAAAAUGCGCUCUGACCCGGUGGGCUGGAGAAAGUACAAGGACAAACAAAGAAAAAUCCACGAAAGCACUCGAGGCGAAGUAAUAGCAAUAGAUGAGGAAGAUAAACAGCAUGAUGCUGGUGCACAGAAGCAGAACAUCGAGUUGCAACCAAUGCAACAGAGCAGUCAGCAAGAACUUGAGACGCCUACACCAAAAUCCGGAGUUGAGACGUCUGCCGGGGAAAAUCACGGCGACGCGGCUCCACCUGUUCAGCUCUCGAAUACGAUCCAGCGCGAACCGGAGGGUAUCAUAUCGUCGUCUCCUACUUUGAGUCCUUCAAUACCCGGUCCAAGCCAUGCCAGCCCAGCACCCCGCGAGCCCGCUCGGGAGCGGACAGCAACCAGAAUACGAGCCACUUCUCAACCACCGCAAUCAAUGCAACAGAGAUCCGAGUCAUCCAGAUCCAGCCUGAGCGAACGUCUCCGCACAACGCGCCUCGAAGAUCUCCGUCUCCACUCAGACACGGCGCAGGAAAUCCGUGAAUUGAUGCUGGAUCUAGACCGAGACCGCAGUCAAAGCAUGUCCAAAGCCACUGGGUCGCGACACAGACCCGCAUUGGGCGAAUUACCAGGCGGCUUUACAAGUACCAAUCCUACGGAAGCAAGCUCACGCCGCAGCAAAUCCCCCCGCGGCGCCCUAGAACGCCAUUUCCAGACGCUCCAAGAAGCAAACGACGAGGCGCGCCACAGAGGCCAAACGCCCUUGCGCUCACAGCCCAGUAACCUGACGCUACCGCGCAGUUUCAAGGCCCCAACUACACACAGCCGCGCGUCGUUAUCGCACUCGCGGCCCUCGACCUCCGUAACGGAAGAUACGAAUGCCGAAGCAGUCUCUGCGCAGAGUAGUAGCACGGCUGUGGAUACCAUGCGCCCGCGUACUGAUGGCGAGAACUACGGCUCUACUAGUACCAUUUCACCAGAAGAUGCAGAUGCAGAAAUAAAUACGACCCCGCAGCGAGAAAAUAGCUGAAGAAAGCUCUCUCCUUCACGCACACAUUCAAACACUCUCACUUUCUAGAUCUUCUCCGCGGAGGAAAUGAGAAAACAUACACAUGCAUUCGCACUCAACACACAUGGAAGUAUCAGCGCUGCUGCAGAAUACUUACCCCAAGAGCCCAAGGCCAGAAUGGCUUGACUUGCACUUACCUUAUUGCUUCAUUGACACAUCUCCAUAUCAGCGGUAUUUAAACUCCACAUCUGUCUGUCUGUCUGUCUGUCUGUCUGUCUGUCUGUCUGUCUGUCUGUCUGUCUGUCUGUCUGUCUGUCUGGAUUACACAAUAUGGCUCAGUCGCUCUACAUUCACCUACCCAUCCACUCACUCACUCACACAUCCAUACAACUCCAGACUCCCAAA